Messenger RNA from Dichomitus squalens LYAD-421 SS1, 1897 nucleotides. Its product is annotated as G-alpha-domain-containing protein. The record is from RefSeq and is a predicted model, not a curated record. The transcript has 10 exons. The coding region runs from base 114 to 1682 and encodes 522 amino acids. Gene Ontology annotation, cellular component: heterotrimeric G-protein complex. Gene Ontology annotation, biological process: adenylate cyclase-modulating G protein-coupled receptor signaling pathway. Gene Ontology annotation, molecular function: guanyl nucleotide binding; GTPase activity; G-protein beta/gamma-subunit complex binding. Lineage: Eukaryota; Fungi; Basidiomycota; Agaricomycetes; Polyporales; Polyporaceae.
CUUUCUCUCCUCCACCCACGCCCUCCGUAUCCUCCUUGUCUUCUGUCUGGCCCCCUCCUGCCGUUGGCCCCCUCCUGCCGUUGGCCCCCUCCUAUCCACUCUGUCACACGACCAUGUAUAGCGCCCGUCGCUCACACGAUCCCGAGGAUCCCCUCGCGGCCGCGAUAGCCCCGCCGCCUGGCGAAAGCCCAGAGGAGAAGGCAGCGCGACUGAGGCGCGAGGAAGAGGCGAAGCGCAUCAACGACGAGAUCGACGAGGGUCUUAAGCAGGACCGCGCAGCGUGGAAGAAGCACAAGAGCAUGUUCAAACUCCUUCUCCUCGGACAGAGUGAAUCCGGCAAAUCCACAACACUAAAGAAUUUCCAGCUCGCAUUUGCCCCUAAAGCAUGGAAAGCGGAACGUGCUUCAUGGCGCGCAGUCAUUCAACUCAACCUCGUCCGCUCGAUCAACAACAUCCUCGAUGUUCUCUCAGCGGAGAUGUCCAAAUCAUCCAAUCCCACCUCCCCGGCCACCUCCCCCGCUCUCCGCCCCAUCACCACUGAAUCUUCCGGGGCGGGGGGCAAUGCCUCCCCCUCCCAUACUCAAUUCAGCCACACGCAUGCGCUUCUGAAGCUCCGUCUCGCCCCACUACGUCGCGUCGAAGCCGACUUGAAACAACUGAUCGGGGCAGCGACAGACGAAAUCGGCGAGGAAAGUGCCUCUACCCCCCCGUUUUCCUCCGCAGGCGCAGGCGCCUCGGACGACUUGAACGCCGCUGCGCCGUUCGCUGAGGGCACGACGCGUCGGCGCCAUGCAGAGUUCUACGUCCGCUCGAACGAUACUUGGCGAGAGACCGUGCGGUCAGCGUACCACAAGCUCUCGGGGAACGAGGAGGCCGUGAGGGGGACCGUCGUGACGGACGGGUCCAAGCUGGAGGACGCGACCGAGAUUAUCGCGAGUUGCGCGGACGACAUGAAGGCGCUCUGGGAGGAUCAAGUCGUAAGGGACUUGCUGAAACGAAAGAGGAUCCGCAUGGAGCUCUCGCCGGGAUUCUUCCUCAACGACAUAGACCGUAUCACGCAACGCGACUACGAACCUUCGGACAACGACGUCGUGCGUUCGCGACUGCGCACAGUCGGCGUCCAAGAGUAUAAGCUCGUGAUGGAGAAGUAUGAACGUUCAGCUCCCACUACUGAGGUCGCUCGAGAGUGGAUGAUCUAUGAUGUCGGCGGUUCGAGGACAUCGCGUGCUGCAUGGUACCCGUACUUUGACGACGCCAACGCCAUUCUAUUCCUCGCCCCUAUAUCUUGCUUCGACGAGCUGCUCGCGGAAGACCGCCGGGUCAACCGCCUGGAAGAUUCGUUCCUGCUCUGGAAGGGCGUCAUUCAGUCGAAGCUUCUUGCGAAGUGCAUCAUCAUCUUAUUCCUGAACAAGUACGACUUGCUGGAGAAGAAGCUCGCGGCCGGUGUGAAGAUCAACAAGUACCUGCCCAGCUUCGCUGAGCGCGAGAACUCUGCGACGGUGCUCGCUCACUAUCUGCAUCAGAAGUUCCGUGAGCAACACCGCGAGUACACACCGGACCCGACGAGGCCGUUUUACGGUUAUGUCACCACUGCUAUCGAUACGAAAGCGACGGCAUCGACACUGGCUUCCGUGCGCGACGGUAUACUUCGGCACAACCUCCAACGGGCUGACUUCGUGUGAGGCGCUGUUCGUGGAUCUGGAUGAACAUAUGUAUGGGAUUUCCGGUGUAUCUAUAGCGGGUUUUCUCUUAUUCUCGAGGCUCAGCUACCUUAUUGCUUAUGUAGUAGCGUCCUUGCGGGACGUAGGAUAUGUCCUCGUCUAGUCUACUGUAGAGGGCACCGAGCCUUCGCACGGACCUAGUGAUGGUUGAGACUGAGUAUAGACAUCGAUUUUCU